Molecule: messenger RNA, 761 nt
Organism: Cyprinus carpio (common carp)
Lineage: Eukaryota; Metazoa; Chordata; Actinopteri; Cypriniformes; Cyprinidae
Product: phospholipase B1, membrane-associated
Biological process (GO): phospholipid metabolic process
Cellular component (GO): brush border membrane
Molecular function (GO): retinyl-palmitate esterase activity; phosphatidylcholine lysophospholipase A1 activity; A2-type glycerophospholipase activity
Source: RefSeq, a predicted model, not a curated record
UAUUGAGCCUAAAGAGCUUAUGGAUCUUAAUAUGUUUUCAGGUGAUGAGUGGAGGCUGGAAUAUGAAGAAGGACUCAGUCACUAUAGUCAGGAAGCACUUAGAAAGGAGUUUCCUGAGAAGACCAGGCCAAUCAGUUUCAAACACCCACCUUUCAUGUGUCCUGACAUGAGCCCCUCCUCUUCUGUGCCCACCUCAGUUGAGCUGGUGAAGGCUGCGGAUAUUAAAGUGAUCACUGCCCUUGGGGAUUCAUUGACGACAGCAAUUGGUGCAAAUGCAACCACAGUUCUUGGCAUACCUAUUGAAUUUCGUCACGUGUCUUGGAGCAUUGGUGGCUACGGAACCUUUCAAGAUGUCAUUACCCUUGCAAACAUCAUUCGACUCUUCAACCCCCAUUUAGUGGGACCCGCCCCAACUAAGACGGUCCAUGGGACCCCGGCUCCCCUCUGCGAGACUGGAUUUAACCUGGCUGUAACGGGACACAACACCUUUAAUCUUCCUGAACAAGUCAGACAUUUGAUUGAUACUCUAAAAAGAUAUGAGGAUGUUGACUUUGAUGAGGACUGGAAACUGUUGACUAUUCUAAUUGGGAUGAAUGACAUCUGUGAUUACUGCAAAGACAAGGCAUUGCUUACAAAGCUGUUUCUUUGGCAAACUACAGACAGAAGAUUCUUCUACAGUAUUGACACAUUUUGUUCGCAAUGUCAAAGCAGAAAGAGGAGGCUUAAAAUAAAUGUUAAAUUGUGAACGUAUAGAUGCUUGU